AUGGCAAAUGCAGCUCUUCUCCGCCGCAAUCGGAAGCCUAAGCCCACAAAUUCAUCCUCCAGUCAACCAAUCGUCACGCAACUUGUUGCUGCUAUUCGCUGUAACGAUUUUUCUGUCUUUUCGUCUCUUCUUGAGACUCCGGAUCUGGACGUAAAUCGCCGUACACCUCAGGGUGAUCUUCCAUUGGUCGAAAGCUGUCGCUUUGCACGUCUAGAAAUGGCAACGCUACUUCUUUCUUCGCAUAAAGCCAACGUUAAUGCUGCAUCUAGCAAUUGUCUCGCCAACCGUGUAGGAUUGACGCCGUUAAUCGCUGCGUGUAUGGCCUUAGAGCCGAAAAUUGUGGCCCUGUUGCUCAGUCAAUCCCAGAAAAAAGUAAAUUUACUUCAGACGUUCGGCCGUAUUAAUGCAGCUACAGUCCUCCUACUCUUUUGCGUUGCAAAUGGCCGUACAGACGAACAGAACGAUUUGGCGUUGCAGAUAUUGGAUCAAUUACUGACUUAUGCGAAGCAGCAAAAUCAAUUAAAAGCAUUAUUGACAGCCAAGCCAGAUCAAGUGAACUCUUUAGUACAUGUGGCAGCAGGGGCUGGUAACUGGAAGGCGCUUAGGAUGUUGAGAGAAUAUGCAGAUGACUGUCACGUUGACUUUACAAUUCGAAAUGCUGCGGAGCACUCGUCGCUGCGUGUAGUCGAAAUGAACGCAUUUCAGGCAAGAUCUUUGCAAUUUUGUGAGCCGCCACGGUCGAGAAACGAUUCGAAAAAAGGAAGGCAACGAACGAGAAAGAAAAAGGAAGACAAGCAAGAGAAUGAGAGACAAGAGAAUAAAGACGAAGGUGAAAAAGAGCCGCUAAGUGAGGCUGACAAGCAAACUUUCACAAGGACGCGUCCAGAUCGAAAUGUGGAAGCGUUUCAUGUGACGCGAACGGUUUUGGAGUUGGUUAAAGAUUUAGGACCUGCUGCUAUUUUCUCGCGUAAAAGUGACGUCGGACUUCGAGGACUUUACAUAAAGACUCUUGUGCUUGCAGAAGUCGGUCUUGUCCGGAUUGUCAAUGAGCUUGCUCGGAUGCCAGACACAAUGCCAAUGAAAAGUGUGUAUGUCGAUGGAUUGAUGUGUACUAUUGCAUCUGUCUACCCUCUUGCGUUGAAAAAUGCUAAAGAGUAUCAGUCACCAUGGCAUCAAGCUCUCCGAACUACGGGCCAAGGGGAUGAAGAAGGGACUUCAAGAGCGAAAGACGAGCUUUCACUCGAGGCAUUUCAGCUAAUUAUGAGCAGAAUGCUGUCCUACAACAGUCUUGCAAAACGUGUGAAGGUCUGGACGUUGGUCCUUAUGCAUUUGCUCCGACCAUAUGAUAGCAAAACUCCUCUGGCUGCUGACAUGAAACCUGUUAUGGAGGAAUGCAGUCAAUUGACCUUUUAUGAGCGCAUCGCUGAGAUGCUUUUUCGUUCAGGUACAAAGCUGGCCUUCAGCAUCUUUGACCGUACAGACAUUGAAGAUGAUGAGAGCUACGAUGAAGAGAUUGAAUUCCACCUGCUGAUUUCGUUCAUUGAACUCUUCUUUAAGUUCUUUACGCCGUAUGCGAGAACGAUUUGUGCUGCGGACAGUCCGGAGUCUUUACGUAUUAGCUCAAGUUUUCAACGGGCAAUUCGACCGAUCAAGCAGCUAUGGUCAUUACUGGAUGCGGCACUUAAAUGUCUGGAUGAUGUUAUCGCAACGCCGCAGCGCUUUUCUCUCUUGCUUCACUUGCUUCAAGUAUUUGAACAACUGGAAGCUGCUUUUGAUUUAGACGAAGAAGCGACUUUGAAAAAGCUGUAUGAGCUCAUGAGUCGAUUUGUCAAGCAAGAAGCAAAGAAAAAACGUCUUAAAACGCCUGUUAUUGAGCAAUCGCAUCUUCUACACACCAUCGCGGCAGCAUUUCCGAUCCCUUCGUCCUUAAUUGACAAAGUGAUAUCUUUAAAGGCUAGUGUGGAUGUUUUGAUUCGUUCGGAUCCCAAGAUCUUGGGUAUGGACUUGUAUUCCUUUGCAUCUAUUCCAGGAAUCGUUCGGUUAGAGCAUAAAGUGGAUUACCUGUCCAUGCUGGCUGAAGAGCGCAGUGGAAUAUUGUCGAUCUCAAUCAGUCGAACGUCGGAGGCAAACUACGUGGAUUUUAUCCUGCAGCAAAUACUCAGUACCUCAGGAAAACAAUUGAAAGGGGAACUCAAUAUCACGCUGGUUAAUGAACCAGGUGUUGGUGUCGGGAUUACACGCGAGUUCUUCCAGAUUGUGCAACGAUGUUUCUUUCAGGCAGGAGCAACUGAACGCUCUCACGUGCACACAGUUCCACCAGCACCUCACGUUUUAAAGAUCGGGGCCCAGUGGUUGCAACUUGCCCGCACUCAAAGUUUGCAAAAUGAAAAUUCGGACAAAACACUCCGCAUAGAAGGAGAGCAAUCGACCCAAAGCUUUACUGAAUUGUUCCCGUUUUUUGACUAUGUAGAUGAGCAGGAAGGUGGGGUAAUUGCAAUUGCACCGCGGCCGAUUUACAUCAGCAAACAGAUUUAUGACGCGAAACGCAGUAUCAAGAGCUUGAAUUUAUCUCAAGCAGAAUUGCUUGUAAAUCCAGCAGAAGUUAAUGCACUUAAAAAAAUCUACGUGUGUCUUGGUCGCUUGAUGGGGUUGGCAAUUCGCAAUCAUCAGCCUCUCGGUGUAAAUUUUCCGAUCGUUUUUUGGAAAUUUAUGAUGCGAGAUGGGUCGUUAGCAUGGGAAGAUUAUUGUGAAAAUAGUAGUGUGUUUAAAAACAGUCUUCAAUCUGUAUUGGAUCAUGACUUUGACGUGGAGCCAAUGGAUAUGCGUUUCGAGUACACAGUAAAGGUGACUGUUGUCGACGAAAACGCAAAGAUGAAAAAGGAGGAAGCGACGACUCAUGAAGCUGGAAGUGUGACAUUAACGACGAAUAUGGAAAUGGAAUUACAAGUAGGAGUGGGUGAAGUGCAAGUGACAAAUGCGAACAAGGCAGAGUAUGUUUUGUUGCGUGCUCAGCAAUUUUUCUUCGGCAAUGAAGUGGUAUAUUACAAAAAGAUGCGAGAUGGCUUUACCGAUAUAAUUGCACGUUCCGAUCUAAAACUUUUUCGUCCGGAAGAACUUCAACGACUUGUGUGCGGAGAGCUUACGAUUGACUUUAAAGAUCUUAAGAAGAGUGUCGUGUAUUCCCGAGGUGUUAAACCAUCGCGCGGUGUAGUUCAGCGUUUUUGGAAAGUUGUUGAGACUUUUGAUCAAGUACAGCGCGCUAAACUUUUAACAUUUUGGUCUGGAUCUUCGAGACCUCCCAUAUUUGGUUUUGACUCAAAGUAUCGCUCCAUGAACGCGGACACGGCGUGCUGGUACAUUGAUGUGGACACCGGAAUGGAUCGAAACUUUUGUCCAAUGGCUAACACUUGCGACCGUCGUUUAAUCCUUCCAGACUAUCCAACGACCGCGAUUUUAAGGGAGAAGCUGUUGGUGGCGCUUGAACACGGCAGCAUUGGUUACGAUCGCAUGUAA
Plasmopara halstedii is the source of this 3513-nucleotide messenger RNA. RefSeq names its product hect domain-containing. Gene Ontology annotation, molecular function: protein binding; ubiquitin-protein transferase activity. The transcript has 8 exons. NCBI's taxonomy places the organism in Eukaryota, Oomycota, Peronosporomycetes, Peronosporales, Peronosporaceae. Gene Ontology annotation, biological process: positive regulation of protein catabolic process; protein polyubiquitination; proteasome-mediated ubiquitin-dependent protein catabolic process. The coding region runs from base 1 to 3513 and encodes 1170 amino acids. The record is from RefSeq and is a predicted model, not a curated record.